CCACCCCCGCCUCCAUCGCUCCAUGGUGAAUUCUUCACAGUUCUUCACGAACCAAAGAAAAACGUGCGCAGUCUUAGCUACCUCAUCCCACAUCUCACUCUAGUCCCCAUCUGUCGAGCCAAAAUAAUAUUGUGUACCGAACAACAACGAACUUGCUCCUCGUCCGCUCCUCUCCUCCGUGCCAUCCAACAUCUACAUGCUCCCAAUACCGCUAUAGAUUCGGGCGAACUGGCCCUUCAUCCGUCAACGACCUGGUCAGGAAGAUCCAAGUUCUUCCAUGACUUUAGCUUUUGAUGCGGCCUCUGUUGUUUGCGAUCAUAGUCUUCAUUGCCGGUUAUAUCACAGCUCGCUACGCUGUCAUCACGCAGGCGGUAGAACUUGCAAAGUUUGCUUGGGAACACGGAGUUGUGGGCCGGGCAACGAAAGGCUUCUUGAUCUUAUCGAUAUUCUUCUUCCUGUUCUGUAUACCUAUCGAACGAAUCGUCGCCCGCGAGGCAGCCAACGAGGGAUAUUCAAUGGGGGGGUCCAAAAAUGACGUGUUGAUGCGAAUAUUCUGGCCGCUGGACUUCCCGCGCAACGAUCAAGCGGGAAUACUAGUUGGCUGGCGGAAUUCGGAGACGGAUAUCUUUGUGGUUGCGAUUCUUAACGGGGUUAAUAGCACAAGAAUAGACAACGAAUUACGAACGCAAUCUCUGUUCCGGAAAUCGCGACACUCGGUGGAACGCAUCUUUGAUGUCUGUGGGCAGUCGGCGCUGCAUGUGCUGGGCGAGGUCAAUGGCAAUACUACUCCCGAUACCGUGUUCCGUCGGGACCAUAUCUAUGCCUUCACGCACAAGUCGAGUCGCUACCCGCAGAUCUUUUGUCCGCCGUCCAGUGGGGUGACGUUACAAGUCAUUCUGUUCGAAGAGCCAAAUCCUUACAAGAUGGAAUAUCACUCGUUGACGCCCAUCUCGCUGGCAUUGGAAGACAAGGCGGGAAGCAAGCCGAGCGAUGGUGACGACAUGGAGGAAAUCACGGAGAGCAAGAAGCAAGUUGAGCUCGUGGAGAAGCUGAAGCUACACACUGUUACGAAGCACGCUCCGACGGAGAAGGAGCGCGGUCUGCCGACUAUCAUCCAUCAGAUCAAUUGCGCGCACGAAACCAAGGAGCUGCUCAGGAUCAAUGUGGAACUCUUGAAUUCCCGAAGGCUGCGGAGGGCGCUCUCGGUCAGUGAGCGUGUGGUUGAGUCGGCCACCUCGGCGUGGAGAACUACGCUUCACAUGUGUGUGGAGACAGCGAAGUUCUUAUGGCCAUUCGUCAAGAAUACCCUUGUCGCAAUCAUCCUGUUCUGGCGCUCGUUGGCGAAUUUGAUUUUGAAGGUCCUAGAGUGGAGGGCGAAACCGGAUUUUGCGGCGCUGAAGGAUAUUUCUGCUACAGCUCAACAGUUUGAUAUCCGCCUGCAGCAGUUUUGCUAUUGGCCGUUACAGUAUAUCACCGUACGUCGGCGCAAAGAUGAUUGGGGUGGAGCAACGAAUUCUCAUCCGGAUUACAUCCGGUUCUACAACAGCCUGUGGCUGGUGGCAAACGAUAUCAUCAUCGGUAUCGCCUUAGGGUCGUACAUCAUCGAAAAUGCCAAUGUCGUUGCACAGAGUAUUGAUUACUACCUAAAAACAUACACCAUCGAAGGGAUGGGCCGCACAAUAGAAUGGCUCUUAAUAGAUCCGGGAGGAUUGAAGCUGAACGAAGAGCUAGACAAGUUCCUCGGUGAUUUCUUCAGAUGGGUUCUCAACUAUUGGGCCGAGAUCACCGCUUCGAUCAGUCCCUACCUCCCCCAAAUCAUCUACGCCAUCGGCAUCUCCUCCUUCGCCGGCGCCUCGAUGCCAAUUGCCCUCUUCUCCGACCUCCUCUCCAUCCUAACCCUCCAUAUCUACAGCUUCUACAUUUCCUCAGCCCGUAUAUACAAUUGGCAACUCAGCAUAAUCUACUCCCUCUUCCACCUCUUCCGCGGCAAAAAAAUCAACGUCCUGCGCAAACGCAUUGACUCCUGCGACUACGAGCUGGAUCAACUCCUGAUCGGCACCAUUCUCUUCACCCUCCUAAUCUUCCUCCUCCCCACAGUCUUCGUCUACUACUGCCUCUUCGCAUCCGCGCGCAUGGCCAUAAUAAUCCUUAAAGCCGGCCUCGAAACCCUCCUCGCAUGUCUAAACCACUUCCCGCUCUUCGCCCUCAUGCUCCGCGUCAAAGACUCCAAGCGACUGCCCGGCGGAAUAAAAUUUGAGCUCAUGGACACUCCCGACGUGUCCAGUCGUUUCCGGCACGACCUGGGAGACACGGCUCCAACAGCUUACAUCCGCUUGCGCAGCACGCCACUCCCGCUGGGCGCCAUGUUUAGACAGUACUCGCAGCUCGGGAGUAGACUCCAAGGCCAUUACGUCUCGGCCAGAGUCAUACUCUGCUUGCUCACCGGGAAGGCCGUCCCGCCGAUUCAUAGGAGGAAUCUAUAUUCUAUGCAGUAUAGUAUGUUGCCGACUAAGAGGGCGGGGGUUAUGGAGGUGUGGAAUAAGUUGACGGGGGGAGGGAGAGGAUGAGAGGGAGGAUGCGGCCUGUGGAUACUAUGUGCUUAAUGUUCUUUCUUUUCCUUACUUUAUGAACGAUGACUACAGACGAUGUUUGGCUCGUGGUGAUUUGGACUUCAUAGCAGAUACUUAAUGAGUUGUUCUCC
Tricharina praecox is the source of this 2701-nucleotide messenger RNA. Its product is annotated as N-acetylglucosaminyl transferase component-domain-containing protein. NCBI's taxonomy places the organism in Eukaryota, Fungi, Ascomycota, Pezizomycetes, Pezizales, Pyronemataceae. The record is from RefSeq and is a predicted model, not a curated record. The transcript is spliced from 8 exons. Gene Ontology annotation, biological process: GPI anchor biosynthetic process. Bases 294 to 2567 code for a protein of 757 amino acids. Gene Ontology annotation, cellular component: membrane; endoplasmic reticulum.